This is a messenger RNA of Angiostrongylus costaricensis, 885 nucleotides long. Lineage: Eukaryota; Metazoa; Nematoda; Chromadorea; Rhabditida; Metastrongylidae. The record is from the annotation of a GenBank genome assembly.
AUGAACUGGAUCCCAAGUUCCCGUCAGGCAACUUUUACUGCCACCGUCAUGUCUACCGUAUCCAUCAUUGCAGUGGUUGUAGGGUUGCCGAUUGUUCACAUGCAUAUCCAGAAAGUCACCUCUGUCAUGCUUAUGGAGGUAGAUCUAUGCAAGAGCGAAUCGCGUGAUAUUUGGAAGCAAAUGUCAUUUUCUCAACCGGGUGAUAUUCUCACGAAACGUCAAACGCCGUACGGGAAUUACGGCGCCGUUCCAACCGGGUCAUGCUGUGCCUGCACCCAAGGUAAGGACGGAGUUCCUGGUCGGAUUGGACUGAACGGUCGUAAUGGAAAGUACCUACCCGCACCUCCACCUGGAACGAACGCUUGUCAGAAAUGUCCCCCAGGACCACCAGGUCCACCGGGAAUCCCUGGAGCUAAAGGUUUUCGUGGCCCGCCUGGGAAAGCGGGUACACCUGGACGGCCUGGUGAAGAUAACAGACCAGGACCUCCUGGCCCAAUAGGAGUCCGCGGUGAGCCUGGACCUCCAGGACCUAAAGGUCCAACAGGUGAUCGUGGCAAAGUAUUAAAUGGUGCACCGCCCGGUCCACCUGGCCCUCCAGGAAAGGUGGGCCCACGUGGACCGCCAGGAGGAAAAGGUCACGAUGGUAAACCUGGUCAACCAGGAAAUCAGGGAAUUCGAGGUGCAGUGGGAGCGAGAGGAGACCCUGGAAACACAGGGUUGGCUGGACCACAGGGACCCAAAGGAGAACCAGGCACACCAGGUUCAUGUUCUCAUUGCCACGCAAGCAUGGAAACCACAACGCAACCACUAAGCACUCAGAAGACGGCUGUGUUACAACAGAAUGUUACUGUAGAACAAGAUGAAUACCUAUGGAUUCAUAACUGA